AUGUCAACGACGACCAAAGUUUAUGAAAGGAGGAAGGUGAAGAAGGAAGGGGCAAAGCGUAAUGUUGCAUCGGAGUCAGCUCAUGUUACUUUGAACGUGAAGGGUCAGGACGAGGAAGAGGUUAGAGUGUUCAAGGUGAGAAGGAAGACUAAGUUGAUUAAGUUGAUGCAAUAUUACAGCGAUAUGAGAGGUGUCGAGUGGAACACAUUUCGCUUUCUAUUGGAUGGCUCGAGAAUUCGGGAGUACCAUACUCCGGAUGACCUGGAGCUUAAGGAUGGAGAUGAAAUUGACGCAAUGUUGUAUCAAGAAAGUGGUUUUGGUCCAUCGUCUUCUAUAAUAUUUAGAGUUUGA
Molecule: messenger RNA, 351 nt
Organism: Camelina sativa (false flax)
Lineage: Eukaryota; Viridiplantae; Streptophyta; Magnoliopsida; Brassicales; Brassicaceae
Product: putative small ubiquitin-related modifier 4
Molecular function (GO): protein binding
Source: RefSeq, a predicted model, not a curated record